This is a messenger RNA of Betta splendens (Siamese fighting fish), 3935 nucleotides long. RefSeq names its product segment polarity protein dishevelled homolog DVL-1-like. Bases 349 to 2544 code for a protein of 731 amino acids. The record is from RefSeq and is a predicted model, not a curated record. The transcript is spliced from 15 exons. Gene Ontology annotation, cellular component: cytosol. Gene Ontology annotation, molecular function: frizzled binding. Lineage: Eukaryota; Metazoa; Chordata; Actinopteri; Anabantiformes; Osphronemidae. Gene Ontology annotation, biological process: intracellular signal transduction; canonical Wnt signaling pathway.
CGCUAGAUGACAGCACUGUCUAAGCAAUUAGCCCGUGAAAAAUAGCAAUAUUCCCAACUCCAUAUCGCAAGGAUGUGGACUGUCCCUUCCUGUUUUAGUGCCGAGAGAGCCACCGUAGCGACUCGCACCGGAGCAGGAAUACAGCCGCUCGUAACGCGAUUAUGUCCGGAUUCUCGCCGCGUCGGUCCGAGACGCGGAGCUUUAUUUACCACCGUGGGUUCCACGACUUCGUGUAUUAGGAAGCGCUGUUAUGUUGUUCUCCGGUAGCUGGUAACAGAGCAGGCCUGUUUAUUGCGCUGCCAACCCUUGUUCCUUUCCUGUGUCAAUGAUUGUCCUCCCCUCACUCUCAUGGCGGAGACUAAAAUAAUAUAUCACAUAGACGAGGAAGAGACGCCGUAUCUGGUCAAACUGUCCGUUCCUCCGGAGAAAGUCACCUUAGCGGAUUUUAAAAAUGUCCUCAACAAUCGACCCGUCAAUAGCUACAAAUUCUUCUUCAAAUCGAUGGACCAGGAUUUCGGGGUCGUCAAGGAGGAGAUUUCCGACGACAACGCCAAGCUGCCCUGUUUCAACGGGAGGGUAGUUUCCUGGCUGGUCCUGGCCGAGAGUGCCCACUCUGAUGGAGGAUCUCAGUGUACAGAGAGCCACCCGGAGCUGCCCCCUCCUCUUGAGAGAACAGGGGGCAUUGGGGACUCACGCCCCCCUUCCUUCCAUGCCAACGCGGUGAGCAGCCGAGACGGCCUGGACACCGAGACGGGCACCGAGUCCCUGCUGAGCCACCGCAGGGAGCGGGAGAGGGAGCGGGCGCGGAGGAGAGCCAGGGAGAGCGAGCUCCCUCGCAUCAACGGCCACUCCAAGUCAGAGCGCACGGCGCGGGACUCGGCCAUGGGCUACGACAGCGCCUCGGUCAUGAGCAGCGAGCUGGAGUCCAGCUCAUUUGUGGACAGCGAGGAAGAUGAGGAUGCUAGCAGGCUCAGCAGCUCCACAGAACAGAGCUCCUCGUCGCAGCUCAUGCGCAGACACAAACGCCGCCGGCGAAGGCACAAAGUGGCCAAGAUAGACCGGUCUUCGUCCUUUAGCAGCAUCACAGACUCCACCAUGAGCCUGAACAUCAUCACAGUCACACUCAACAUGGAGAAGUACAACUUUCUGGGCAUUAGUAUUGUGGGUCAGAGUAAUGACCGGGGCGACGGAGGCAUCUACAUCGGCUCCAUCAUGAAGGGAGGCGCCGUCGCUGCUGACGGUAGAAUAGAACCCGGAGACAUGCUCCUUCAGGUGAAUGAUGUAAACUUCGAAAACAUGAGCAACGACGACGCUGUGAGGAUCCUGAGAGAGAUUGUUUCUAAAACUGGUCCUAUUAGUCUUACUGUUGCCAAAUGUUGGGACCCAUCUCCUCGAAGCUACUUCACCAUACCUCGUGCUGAACCAGUCAGACCCAUCGACCCUGCAGCCUGGAUUUCACACACCACCGCGCUCACAGGCCCUUAUCCACACUAUGAGUUCGAUGACUUGCCUUUAUCUGUGAGUAAGACAGACAUGGCAACAAUCGUCAAGGUGAUGCAGCUGCCAGACUCCGGCCUAGAGAUUCGAGACAGGAUGUGGUUGAAGAUCACCAUUGCCAACGCCGUCAUCGGUGCUGACGUGGUGGACUGGCUCUACUCCAGGGUGGAAGGCUUCAAGGACCGGCGGGACGCCAGGAAGUACGCGAGCAGUCUGCUGAAACACGGCUACCUGAGACACACAGUCAACAAGAUCACCUUCUCCGAGCAGUGCUACUACACCUUCGGGGACCUCUGCCAAAACAUGGCGACGCUCAACCUAAACGAGGGGUCCAGCGGCGGCGGCUCGGAGCAGGACACGCUGGCGCCGCUGCCCCCGGCCACCAACCCCUGGCCCCUGGGCGGACAGCCGUUCCCGUUCCCCGCCUUCCCGUCCGCUCCCCCCAGCUUCCCGCCGGGGUACUCGGACCCGUGCCACAGCUUCCACAGCGGGAGCGCAGGCAGCCAGCACAGUGAGGGAAGCCGCAGCAGUGGAUCCAACCCCAGCGCAGGCAAAGGCAGACGCUCCUCCCCACAGGAGAAGGGUCAGAGGUCAACAUGCAGCGAGUCGGAGCCCGCCGUCCGUGGAGGGAGGCGAGGGGACAGGUCCGCCAGCCAAACCAGCCAUCACAGCCAUCACAGCCACGCCGUCUCCAGCCACAGUCACGCCCGCUCGGGCCUCAGCCACGCCCAGUCCCACCGGAGCCACGCCCUCUCGCAGAACAGCCACCCGUCCUUCACCUACAGCCACGCCCCUUUCACUCAGCCCGGCCCCGGCUCCUGUGCCCUGAGCGAACGGAGCCACGCCUCCUCCUACGGCCCCCCCGGCCUGCCCCCCCCUUAUUGCUUGGCCCGUCUGGUCCCUAAGAACUCCCUGAGCAGCGGCACGCCCCCAGGAGCCCCUCCCGGGAGGGAGUUAGCCUCCGUUCCUCCGGAGCUCACCGCCAGUCGCCAGUCCUUCCAGCAUGCUAUGGGCAACCCCUGUGAGUUUUUUGUGGACAUCAUGUGACAGGACAGUGCCUUCAACGCAUACAGAGCACAAAACCUCAGCCCUUUUCUCUCUCCUUUUGCCUCUGACUGAGAGGUUUAGAAUGUAGCCUCCGAUUAGCCCUCUACUAACCUACCCUCAUAGACGCCGGUCCCUCUGAUGCCCAGGCAACGGAACACGGGAGCACAACAGGACAGGGUCCCCCCAAAACACGAACCCAUUCAACCGACGGCUCCUCUGUGGCUGAAUCUGCUCUUUUCUAUUGACUUGACGUGUACAGUUUGUAUAAAUGUGAGACGUGAGUGGUAUUCAGUGUGGUGGUUGUUGACAUUCUGAGGAGUGUGUAUUCUACCUAGGAUCAUUCGUGUUUUGCAAGACCUUUAAUCUGGUUGGGCCUGGAUCUCAAUCCCCCAGACCCACACCCGACAUUUAGUGUACAGCCCUGAGGAACACGCUUUUCUGGGCCUAGAACUGGACUGAAUCUUCUGAUUUGUAUCCGAUAAAAUGAAGCACACCUCCAUUUUUAAGCUCUUAACGGCCAAGUGCUAACCUAACCUAACUAACCUUCUCCAGUACGUGACCCACGGCGUUUGACCUUGUAGCCAGGCGUUAGUCUAAGCCGGCUGCUUAUUGCAUGACUGUCUCUUUUAAAGAAAAGAAAUCCUCCGUACAUUUCGUUGAUAGUAUUACCAGACACGGUUUGGGGAUUCGGGGGGCGUUAACCUUUUGCCAAUGUUCUAGGGGGAAGAAUCCGUACACUGGAUGAUUUUUGUGAUGUUAUUUAUGUGGUCAUUGAUGGUGUCGUACUUUGUCUCCUACAGCCGACUGACAGACAAUCAGACAUCACCCUUUGUGAAUCAGUGGCCAGUUCCCACUGUGCCAGCUGUGCUUUGUCGAAUGUAUCAUUACUCCCGACGGCGAUUAAACCCCCGACACUAGCGAGCGGAUCUAAUUACAGGCGUGGACAGUGGCCGCGGAGCCCGAGGAGAACACACGACGCCACCCGGUGUGUUCCAGCCUCGCGGCCGUCGCCUUUCUGACGAGUGAAAAAAGCCAAAGCCUCACGUUGUGCGGUGGAUAUUUUUCCUAUACUGUCGAAGCUUGUCUGUGAGCUCAUCAGGCACUUUUCAUUUUACGUUUACUGAGUGCUUUCAAGGGGAAUCCUGAGCAUCAGACUCUGAACACAUUGCAGAACAAUGGCAAACCCCUGUUGUAUUUACCUAAAGUCUAACAAGAAGGACACACACACACAAACACUAGUUUUAUGAGCACUUUUUUGUUUUGUCUCUCCCUUUCGUUAGUAAGAAACACUGUUUGCAAUCAAAGCUUUCUCUUUAAUUUUGUCUUACAAAAGAAUAAAUUGUACAUAGAAAUUUAUUAUAUAUAUAUGAAUAAAAUAUAUAUGUUCAAAA